Molecule: messenger RNA, 1511 nt
Organism: Dermatophagoides farinae (American house dust mite)
Lineage: Eukaryota; Metazoa; Arthropoda; Arachnida; Sarcoptiformes; Pyroglyphidae
Product: activating signal cointegrator 1
Biological process (GO): rescue of stalled cytosolic ribosome
Cellular component (GO): RQC-trigger complex; nucleus
Molecular function (GO): zinc ion binding
Source: RefSeq, a predicted model, not a curated record
UGAUCAUCGAAAUAUAAUAAUGAUUCUCUUCACCAUUCGAUUUGUUUAAUUCGGUUUUGAUAAUUUUGUAUACAAUAAAAUGAAAAACAAAAAGAAAAAUCAAUUCAUUCAAAUUGUCGAUGAAUCGGGUACAUUCUUGUUGGAUGGUCGUCGACAAUGUAUGUGUGAGGCAAGCAAACAUGAAUUGAUCAACAAUUGCCUUAAUUGUGGUCGUAUUGUUUGUCAACAAGAAGGCAGUGGACCAUGUUUUACAUGUGGAACAUUUGUCCUUAACAAACAAGAACGUGAUCAACUAUUAUCCGGUUCCGAUGAAGCAAUACAGAAAGUACAACAAUUAGCUGAUUCUGGUGCACGUUUGGAUUUUAUGGAUCAAGUGGCCAGCUGUUUGAAUACAAAAAAAAGUUUAAAAGAAAUUGCUGCUUCAUUGACGAACGAUCCAAAUCUUGAUAGAGCAAUUGAACAUAAAAAUAAACUGUUGGAAUUCGAUAAAAAAUCCGUCGCACGAUCCAAAGUAUUCGAUGAUCAGGUCGAUUAUUUUACUAUACAAUCACAGAAUUUUAUCACUGAACAAAAUCGUCAAACCAUUGCCAAUCGUGUUGAUUAUAUUGUUGAAAAUAAAUUCAAUAAAAUCGAUAAAAUUGCUAUUGAUUUCAAUAAUCUUACCGUUAGUGAUUAUACUGAAUCAGUAAUUGAAAAUAUUGAUGAUGAACACCGUAAAUUGGAAGAACUGAGUACUAUUACCACUGAUUAUGAGCUAAAACCAUCAUCAUAUUUCAUCGAUAAUGAUGAUAAGACAAUGGACAAGAAAAGUCUGCCUCCACCUAUCUAUGUUCCAAGCCAGGAUACGAUUGAUGGUCAUGACAAAAACAAUGGUGGCAAUAAUAAUAAUAAAAAUCGAAUGAAAACCACUAAUUCUAAUCAUUCAAACAAAUCUAUCAUAUUGCCAAAAAUGGUUUCAAAAAUGAAUGAAUAUGAACAUCGUGUACAGGACACUGAAAUGGCAAAGAUUGAUGAUCAUGGUAUGUGUUUGGCAAUUCGUCAACCAUAUGCAUCAUUAUUGGUGGCCGGUAUUAAACGUUUCGAAGGCCGUACAUGGUAUAGUCCAUUCAAAGGACGUUUAUGGAUUUAUGCUGCACAUAAAAUGCCCAGCGAUGAAGAAAUUCAAAAUGUUGAACAAUUCUAUAGCCAUUUAGGUAAUAAAAAUUUUCCACGCAAUUAUCCAACUAAUGUGAUUGUUGGUUGUGUUAUUAUUGAAGAUUGUUUACCCGAAGAAAUUUAUCGAAAACAAUAUCCUGAAUGUGAAAUUGAAAGCCCAUAUGUAUUUGUUUGUGAUUAUCCAAUUGCAUUUAUGAGGCCAUUGCCAGUAGCUAAAAGUGGUGGCCGUCAAAUAUAUCGAUUAGAGCCAAAAAUUCAUCAAGCUUGUAAAGGAUUACUUGGAUUUUGAUUAUUGUUAUAAUCAAUAAUCAAUCAAUAAAUGAUGAUUUAUUUUUAUUUUCUAAAUAAAUAAAUUA